Molecule: messenger RNA, 11692 nt
Organism: Lepisosteus oculatus (spotted gar)
Lineage: Eukaryota; Metazoa; Chordata; Actinopteri; Semionotiformes; Lepisosteidae
Product: coiled-coil domain-containing protein 30
Source: RefSeq, a predicted model, not a curated record
UGAUUCACAGUAGCAUAUUUUAAGUACAGACGCAUACUCUCUGACUUCGUUGAUUUCUUGAUUUCAAGAACUUCAUUUAAUGUUUGAUUGAACGAGAGGUUUCUCAUUCGAGAGGUUUAGGAGUUAUUUCUAGUUUAAAUGACUUCAUGUUCAUGGGAUUUAAAUGGUGAUCUUUUAAAAAAAAUUAAAACUAUACUUCAACGUUUAAAAAGUCCGAAUUUAUCAUUACUGGUAAAACAAGGGGUGUGGAAGUGCUUUUGUUUAUAUUCACUUAUUUCACUCAGGUAAUGGCAGUAAUUGCUUUUCCCCAAAUGCUACAAGUCUCUUUCUCAAAUGCUAGGUCCCCCCCCCCGCCAUGCAGAGCUCAUGGUUCGGUCCGUUGCCAAGGUUACCCUCGGCCUCCGCCGACACAGUGCUGAGUGAGCGCCCGUCGGCUGCUGCUCAUCUGCGGGGUAACAGUCUGGGCGGCCGGCCGGACUUCUUCCCGGGCGCCUCUCCAGCACUGGGUCUUGUGAUGCUGUGGGCCGGGACAGGACAUAUCGGCCGGUUUCCGAUUCCAGAGUAUCCGAAAAAUGCCCCCGCCAGCUUUAAAUCUGCCUUUGCACAAGAGAGACAACAGCAGACACAGCUAAGUCUCUUCCCUUAAUCCCUGACAGUCACAUGGAGUAAGCGACUGUAAGUUUUCUCUGGCGUUUUAAUUCGUUAGAAACAAAUGCUGACACUUUUUUAACGUCUCGAAGUGGGUGCCGAGGCGAGGUUCAGAUCGUGUCCCUUGUAUGCACCGCGAAGUUUCUGUGCUCUCCCUUAGCUGGAGUUGCAGUAUUGUUGCCUAUCCGACCAGCUGGAUCCUGGUCGGGGAAUCUGCCCGACCCGGGGGCGGAGAACCGGCGGAUCUGAGGAGCGAGUGGAUCGGUACCGCUGGGCUGGCCCCUACUGCAACACAAUCAUGCAAAAAAAAAAAAAUUAAGGGUUCCCUCUUUAAACAGUCGAAGUGUGUAUGUGUUUGAGAGGGGGUACCGUAAAGUGCCGAAAAAUGAGACACGCAAAAAACCUGCUGAAGAGACAGCGGCACUCCUCCCAGCCAAAGGAAGGCUGCUAAAAUCUGGGAUCCGAGCAUUUGUCGCCGGACUCGAAAGUGGAUUCGGUGUCGGACAUUUUGAAGGAAGCAAAACAUCUCUGAAGACCCUCAGCCGCCGCCAAACUUGAACGAAGUUGGUUGUGUGGCCGUGACUGGCGGUCCUCCUUGUAGCGAGCGGUGUGUCCAGCAGAGAGAGACAGAGAGGGGGCAAAAGUUUUGCCUUUUUUGGACAAGAGCUCCGGAGAGACGCGGUCCCUGGCAGCUGCGUUGUCAAAACACCGGAGGGCCGAUUGUUUUGCACGCCUCGGUCCUCUCCCGGCUCCCGGCUCGCCCGGUCGUGCACGACUCCUCACAAUUUUACACGCGUUUCGGAGACGCACCAGCCCCGCUUCCAGACGGGUUUCACGCUCGCCAGCGAGUCCGCUCUCGUGUGGGAGGGGAACCGACACAAGGCAACUGCGAAACAUUUUUUAAUAUCUCGCUACUCUUUUUUUUAAAUUGGUUAUAAUGAAACAUUGUGACCCAAACGCCGCCUGUACGAACUCCGUGAAAAUCAAUAUGAUGAGCGGUUUGAAUAAUUGAUGUCGCCCGGUGCCGGUCAUUACAGCGUAACUGUAUUUUCGCCUUUUAUUAUUGGUUUCAUCUUCGCGAAGCGCUGGAGGGUAUUUGUAUUGCUGGGCAUCGAUGGGGGUACCCCUCGCCAUGGACUGGCCGUAGAAAAGCACACCUCUCUGGAAGGUUUUCUCUAACUCUCCCCAGCCCAGGAUAUCAUGGAGGAACCGGAGGAGCGAGCGGAGCUGGGGGACAUCGCCCAGCGCCUGAGGGAGGACGGGCUGACCCCGGGGGCCACGGCGGACGAGCGGCUGCGCCACCUGUGGCGCCUGUUCCUGCGCAGCGAGGGCAGCCUGCUGUCCGUCACGCAGGACCUGCAGGCGCUGCGCACGCAGCAGGCCGCGGAGAUGAAAGAGGUGGAAAACUACGUGGACCACAUCCGCAACCUGUCGGAGGAGCGGGAGACGCUGACGGCCGAGUACGAGCGGGAGAACGAGCAGCUCCGCCUGGACUUGCAGCAGCUGAGGGUCCAGCAAGAGGCCCAGCUGAAGGAGGUGGAGGAGAUGCUGGAGCAGGAAGGGCUGGAAGAGAUCACCCACAGCAGCCCCAGUGAGCAGAUCGCCUACCUGCUGGUGGAGAGGGCGACUCUCCUGGAGAAACUGGAGGCAGCCGAGAGGAAGCUGGACACCCAGAGUCUGACCGGCAGUCUGAGGGAAGUGCACCUGCAGGAGGAGCUGGAUCAGAUCAGACAGACACUGGAGGAGGAGCUGAGGCAGCAGCGAGAGUCUAUGCAGCGAACCAAAGAAACAAUGAACAAGGACUCGCAGUCCUCAGGCCAGAGCCCCUGGAAGAAGCUCUUCGGCGUGCGGAAGGCAGCACAGAGCACACAGCCUGGUGCUUCCGCUCACGGCGCCGAGCUGUCCGACGAGCGGCUGGCGCGCCAGCGUCUGGAGAGGGACCUGGACGAGGCAUCCCGCCGGCUGGCCAUGGCGCACGAGGAGAUCCGCCGGCUGAGCGACGAGCUGGACUCUGCCAGGCAGGCGGGGGGGCAGUGCGAGCCAGAGUUGCAGAGAGCCAAUGAGGAGGUGGAGCUGCUGAAAGAGGAGGUGGCCAAGCUCAAAGAGAGAGACGUGACCGAGCUGCAGAAGGCCAAAGAGCAGAACGACAGGCUGGACCGGGAGAUUCUGGCUCUGAGAGCCCGCGUGCGCCACCUGGACGCGGAGAGGAGAUCGCUGCUGGACACGGUGGAGAGCCUGAGAAGGGAGCCGCAGUCCGUCAGGGAUGGAGGAGGAAAGGCAGAAGAGUCACUGUCUCCUGCAGCUCUCCUGGGCCAGGUGAAGGCUGAAGAGCUCUCCGCCGGCCCUGGCCCUGAAAUACAGACUGCAGAUGCCAGCCUGAGCAAUAAGGAUCAAGAGGAGCUCAUCCAUAAAAGGUGCCGCCAGGAGGCCGAGGACCAGGCCUGCCGCCUGCGGGAGCUGCAGAGGCGGCUGCUCAAGCUGCAGGCGGAGCACGAGGAGCUGGUGGAGCGGAACGAGGAGCUGGAGGCGCUGCUGGGGGAGGCGCAGAACCGCAGCAAGGAGGAGCGGGAGCGGCACGAGGGCGAGGCCGAGGGCAUGCGGCGGAAGAUCAAACGCCUGGAGGGAGAGCUGAGUCAGCUUUCUCAGGAUCUGGAGGGACCUCAGCUGAAGAGGGAAAUUCAGCCCCUUGCCCUCACUAGUGAGCCAGAGGCCUACCUUCAGCAGCUGAAGAGCAGCAGCCAGGAGAAGCUGGCGGUGCUGGAGGGGCGUCUGACGGAAGAGCAGGAGUGGAGGAAGCAGCUCGAGGUCGACCUGACUGCUGCCCAGGGCACCCUGAAAAAGGAGAGGGAGGAGCUGCACAGGAGUCAGGGUGAGCUGAGGAGCUUGCGAAUGGAGACUCAGGCGCUGAGAGCUGGACUUCAGGAGAGCAGGUCCCUGAGCACCAGCCUCACACAGCUGCAGGGGGAGAAGGACUUGUUGGAGCACAAGGUGUCCGAGCUGGAGCGUGCACAGGCGCGGCUGGAAAGCGACUUGGAGCUGCAGCGGACAGCCAGCCGGGGGGCCCAGGAGGAGCUGAGGCAGAGCAGGGCGCGGGCCUCGGAGCUCAGGGCACAGGUCGGGGGGCUGAAGGCAGAGGUCGGCAGCCUGGAGAGGGAUCGAAACGCCCUGCGGGAUGCGCUGGCGGAGGGCCGCGCCCAGCUGGCGGAGCUCCAGAAGCAGCUGAACGAGGGCGCCCAGGACCGGCUGCGGCGGCAGGAGGAGAAGCAGAGGCUGAGCCUGGAGCUGCAGUGUGUGAGGGAGCAGCUGCACAGCGCGAGGGAGGAGGGCCGGAGGCUGAGGCAGGAGGCGGGGCGGGACCUCGGCUCCGCCCCGCCUGACAGGCCCAGGGACGAGGGGGCCAGCCAGAUGUCUUGUGUGCAGUUAGUGUCUCUCAAGGUGGAGAUGGGCAGACUCCAGACCACUCUGGAAGAGGAACGCCUGCUUGCCAGCCAGCACCAGCUGGCCCUACAGGCCCAGAUCAGCGAGGCCCAGGCACGGGCUAAGUCCCAGGAUGCCCUGCUCCAGCAGAAGGGAGAGGAGUGCCGGCAGAUCCGCCAGGACGCGCAGAGGACCCAGAGCCUGUUCACCUCGGCUGAGAGGGAGCUGCGCUACGAGCGGGAGAAAAACCUGGACCUGAAGAAGCACAACGCUCUUCUGGACCAGGAGAAGCUGAGGGUGUGUGCCGAGCUCAAGCAAGCCCAAGCCAGGCUGACCCAGCUGGAACAGAGCAGCGCCUCGCUGGGCGGGGAGCUGGAGCGCGUUCAGCAGAGGGCCAGAGAGCUGGAGCUCGAGAUGGCCAGGGGCUGCCAGAGCCGGCAGGCCCAGCACAGCCUGGAGGAGGAGCUGUGCUCGGAGAGAGCUCGGCUUCUCGCCGCCGAUAAGAAGGUCCUGGAGCUCCAGCAGCAGUUAAAGAGCGCCCUGCACCAGCUGCGUCUGGAGGAGACCCGCGCCAGCGAGGCCGACAGGCUGCACAGGGAAUCCAAGGAUAUGGCCCAGACCCUGGGGGCCCUGAGGGCCAAACUGCAAGAGGAGCAGCUUCAGAGGAAGCGGCUGGAGCAGAGGGAGGAGGAGCUGCAGCAGCAGGCGCGGUCUCUCCGGGAGAGGGAGGCGUCCCUGACCCGCGCCACCUCCGAGCUGGGGCUGCGGCUUCAGCAGCAGGAGGCCCGGCUGGGCGUCCAGCAGGCAGAGCACAGCGCGGCGGAGGAGGAGCACCGGCAUACUCAGAAGGCCAAUCAGAACCUCGCAGAGCAGCUGUUGUCAUGCCAACAGGAGUCGGAGAGGCUACAGGAAGAACUUCAGCAGGUCUUGCAGCAGCUGGAUUUGCAAGUCAGGAAGUACGAUGAGAAGCAGGCGCAGCACAAGGCCAAGCUGCGUAAGGCCAAGCAGGUCUUCGUGAAGGAGACCUCGGAGAGAGACGGCAGGAUUCAGCAGCUGGAGAACGACCUGGCUCUGGCCCACAGCCUGGCCGAGAAGGAGCAAGACUGGAUCAAGAAGGUCACUGAGGAGAACGAGAAGCUGCUCCUUGAGAAACGCCAUCUGCUGAAGAAGCUGAGCGAGGAGGAGGAGGUCGGCCACAUGAACAUGCGCACAACCUCCACCAUCCAGCACAGAGUCAACUUUCUUGAAGGGGAGAACAGGCAGCUGCAGGACAGAACCUUACAGCUUUCCACCCAGGUUGGAGCCCUCGAGCGAGCCUUGAGGAAUGUGCAGUCUGUCUGCAGCAUGGAGGAGCUCAAGAAAAUGUUUCCAGCUGAAAGUCUUCUCCUUAAUGGCAGUGUUCUGCAGCCCACAAACCCAAGUCUGGCGCCAGGCAUGUGCAGCCCCCUGGGCAUUCUGGAUGUGAUCCGGAGGGUGAAAACCGGCGAGCACCCCGAGAUCGGAAACGCCUCCCUCUCCCAGCCCUCCGAAAUCGGCUACCUGAACGUCACGUCCACCGCGGGCCCCACCGCGGCCCGGGAGCACGAGGACACGCCCAGCCUGGGCAGCGAUGAGGUCUGAGGGCCAGACGGGGUGCCCACACCUCCGCCCGGAACCGAGGCUCGAGCCAGGGACCGCCACACUGCCCGGCCUGGUGCCGCCCGUCAGACACGUGUGUAGCAGCUCCACCAUGUUUGACAGCUGACCCUGUUUUCAGGGGGAGUAACUCGGAUGAACAUAUCACAACCAUGACUCAUUACCUUUAAUUCCUUCCAGCCGGUUUAUAAGUAAUUUAAAAGCAUCAGUGACACCAAAAAGUCUUAUAUAACAUCAACACCUUCAUCAGUGCUACUUUUUUAUAAGCUCUUUUUAAAUUAUAUACAAAAUGAACCCUGUUUUGUACAGACGAGUGCUUAAGAUGUUGUGACGGGUGGGAUAUCGUUUAUUCCACUUGCUUCUGCUCAGUUGUGUGUCAGUCCCAUGCUGUUUCCCAAUGCCCUUGGCUCUUGUGGAUGCCCCCUUAGACUGGGACUGCUGGGUUAUGUAGAGUCAACACUGCAUCUUAUGUGAAAGGCAAAUACUCGAUACUUAAUAUCCUGGGUUUAACAGGCAUGCGCAACAGGCAUCAAAAUACAUAUAUUGAUAUAAACACUGCUCUGUAGUGCUCUGCAGGAGAGUUGAUAACCAGCACAUUUAAAUAACUAUACAGAUAACCCAACAUCAUGCACCCCUUUUCGGUGUAGAAAAUAUUAACACAACUGUGUUUGUACCAUGUGCAAUUCGGUGCUGUUUUUCUCUCUGGUUAUUGCAAUUCUCAUACCAUGCAGAUAGUUUUACUCAGGAUCCUCACAUCAAUAUCGCUGUCACUAUCAGUGUCACCAUAUCGCUAAAUAAUUACCUGUGCUAACUGCACAUCUACUAUGUGACUGCUUAUCGGUAACUUCAAAUAAUCAGCAUGUAAUCCCUCUUUACCUCCUGGUUAAAAUACUACAGUUUGCUGCUGUAUCCCCUCUAUUUACAACUGCUCAUCUCCAUGGCUUGCAGAGUUGACGCUGCACAAUCUAGUUCAGUCCAUUUUAUGAUGCACCUGGUAAUAAAUCGAUAACCUUUAGUAUCAGCCUACACCGUACGGUACUAGUCAAACAAGUGCUGAUUUUGUAGACUACGGAAGGCUGGGCAUUGUUUCUGUAAUUUCAGUUGUUCAGAGUGGUUACUGGAAAUAGAUUAACUACGCGGUGUUAUAAACAUUGCUAGCUGAGAAUACUUAAUAUGCCAGGAACUGUGAUAUUUUUGUUUAUUAUUUUAUAAUUGUGAGCAAACAUUUUGUGGUCUUCUGCCAUAGCUCUGUGGCACAUGUACUGGAAAUGUGAUCUCUGUAUUAUAGCCUCUCUAUAACGAUUUGUAGAUUGAUGUAUUUUUGUAAGAAUGACAGUAUUUUUUAAAUGCAAUACAAGAAGUGAUCCAAAGUUAGUGACUUCCACCCCAAUGUGCAGCACUGACAAUCUCUGUGGUACUAAGAAAUGUACAGUGGAAUGUGUGUGAUUGAUGCACUUUGUUCGGGCAGGAAUGUCUGUCUGGAUUUUUCGUAAGAAACAAGUUGAUGACAGGACCUGUCUUGCAUUUCGCACCUUCUAGUAAAACAGAGAUACUAUUUUUUAAUUCAAAAGAGCUUUAUUCUCUAUAAACCUGCAGGGUUUCAUAGAUUUAAGGUGAGAGGGUAAUGUGUUCUGUGUGGCUUAGCCAGUAGAGACUCUUGGUCGGAAGGCAGGCUGAGUGCUAUAGUCUUGCCAUUGCUAGAUCAAGCUUGGCGUCACAAGGUCCCAUUUACUGUAUUUAACCAGUGGGAUUGGUUGGGUUUGGAGCCUUAUGCAGACUGCCCAUAGCUUGCCAUUCAACAGCACCCCCUGUGGCUGGGUGGGGCGCCUGCAAUGCUCCAGUGAGAGCAAGAUCAGGCCUCCAUUAAGCAUCUGCUGUUCUCAUGUGUGUGAGGACAGAGGGCUUGAAAGUGCAGGGUUUUGAGGGGAGAAGAGAGGGGUAAAACCCUCAGUGCUGGUGUGAGGGUUAUAGUUUUAGAUCAAGCUCAUUGACAUUUGGUGACUCUGAAACUGAAAACAGGGCUGUGCACUUUUAACAUAGUUUUUCAACAUUGCAAUACUGUGCCAAAUCUCCAGAGGCACUCAGGUUCCACUAAUUGAAAUAGGGAUAGAGUGACAUUUCUGGCUACAAUCUUACUUGCACCACUAAGUCAGAAAUGCAUGUAUUCCACUUGCCGGUUAUCUGUUCUGUAUCUUUUUUGUUCUGAGUUAAGAGCUCUGGGGGUUCGAAUCACAAAACAGCUUACAGUCAGGAACAUGUGUAAAGGUCAAUUCAGGCUUGUUUUCUGUGGUUGUUAUUCAUUAGGUCCUGCUCUUCCAGAUGUGAGAUUUAGAUGUCUGGAGGUCUGCAAGACCUGGUCCUGAAUUCAAGUGAUAUUUGACCAUUGUUGCCAAUUCUGUGGAGACUGAAAGAAGUGUUUAUAUACAUGGAUAGGUCUCAACAGCACAGUCUCAAUCCCUAACUGAAGCAGAAUCCCUAACUGCUUAUAUCAAGUGGAACAAGAACAUGUAUUUUAUUCAGACUUAAGACGUAACGCCGUUUUUUAUUGUUUCCACCAUCUUCCGUAAAUUCAAUGAACCUAAUUCCGUACAUUAAACUUUAAAGGAAAUCCUGUGUUUCAAAAUGCCCUCCCCUCUCAUUCUGUUCUAGGCAUCUUAACACAAAAUUUGGUAAAACAACCAUAAUAUCACCAUAGUAUACAGUACACCAGCCUCCUCUUCUUUUAAGUUAUGUACUGUAUUUCCGCCUGCUGAGACUUUUGGCAAGGAAAUAUUUUAAGAGAAAUCUGACCAUUUCUAAACAUCAACUCUGUUAUGCUUUGUAAGAGCAACACAGAAAUACACAAUGGACCGUUUCCAAUCCUGCCGCCCAGCCAACAUUCAGCAGGAUGGAAAUGUUGCAUGUAGCUGAUUGGCUAAUGCGACUUCUCACACAAGUCUUGAAAAACACCCAAGCCUAGUUUUCUAAAACUGUCUGAAAGGGGGUAGUUAGUUAUGUUUGAGUUGUUACACGCCUCUAUUUCUCAGCUCUGUAGUUGCAAGGAUACUGAAACUACAGCAAUAAUAAAAGAAUAUGCUUUAUUUUUCUAAAUCAUGUACUUACGUAAUUAGUAAAUUGGGAAAAUGUAGCGGGUCUGUGAGUAUUUUACAUACAGAAGGCCUUAAUAAUGUAACUAAUAAUGUAACUCAUUUCUUUGUAUUUUGCUGUGAUGUACUCAUUUAUGGUUAGCAGUCAAAAGUCAAACCAUUGCUUGACCUUAUGUGUUACAUUUAGCUUUUAUUGAGCUUUUUGUUUCUCGAUAAGCUUUUUCAUUGCUAAGCCUUCACGAAUAAGAUCCAUUUACAACUGUGUAUAUAUAUACUAAAUUAUAUUUAUAUUGGUUAAUUUGUCUAGCUUGUAUAAUUUAGAUCUAGUUCAAGUGGAUAGCUGCAUCAGCAUGUGGAGGCUGCAAAGGAGCAAGUAUGGGUUUAUUCCGUGGUGAAAAGAGAACACAACGUUUCGGCUGUGGAGCUUCUUCUUCACAGACCCGAAGAAAGCACCAGAAAUGUGUUUCCUUUCUUCUCUUUUCAGCAUGUUAAUUUAAAUCUUAUGUCAUCUGGAUUUCUUUGAUCCAAGAAAUGUUAUUUCCAGAUAGAUUAAACAUACCUUGUGGCUUUUAUCCUGAAAUAUCCUGAAUAUUUCAGGGAAAAUGUACAGAAACCUAAGUAUAGUAUAAAAGCGAACCACAAUCACAAAUCCCUGUGUAAUUAACAGGAAUUGCAUCAUACAAAAAAAACAAAGAAAAUAUUUAUUUCGUUAUUUUCAAUGCAACAGCCCUUUUUAGGCAACAAAAUGAAGCAAAAAGAAACCUGGAUUUAAAAUUGAGGUGAUGUUUAAAGCAAUAUUUUUUUGCCGUUAAGUAGCCUUUUUCCCCUUUUCACUCACACACCCCAGGAACAGGUUCCUGUGGUUGGCCAUUAGAACAGAGAAGAGGAAGGAUUUAAAAAUUCAGUUGAGAGACCAGCAUGGCCACAUAACCGCAGCUGUGUCAAAUUACCUGGUGGCCACACACUCAAACCUUGAAGCAGCACAGCUCCAUUAGACUGCUGCUCACGCCACCAUCUAGCAGAAUACAAGUGAAAGCCAUCAAGCAAGUCUAUGACACAUCGCUAAAUAGAGCUUUUAGAAAGAUAUAACAGACCAGCUGUAGAGAGUUCAGGCAAGACAGUAACAUAUCUGUCAGCACAAAGGAUGCAUCAACAGAUGAUUGAUCUUUAUCACAAUUCAGGGCUUCAAUCCAAGGGAAUUUUAAGAAAAUUUAAAGCUUUUUUGGUUCACUUGGAUGGUUCUGCAAGUAAUAUAUCACAUACAUUUUUUUGUGUUUUUUUAACAGAAGCAGCUGGCCUGUGUCUUGAAUCAGGCUGCUGUGCACCUUGUUGAAUCUUUCUGCACAGCUUUGGACACUUCAGCUAAUCUUUCACUCAGCCUGUUCACUAUUUCUACAUCUGAACGCUUUGAAUUGAGCCAGGCUGUGGAUGUCACAGGACAGGUUUUUGAGGAAUCGUGUUACAUCCUGCCGCACGUAACCAUAACAUCAGACAAAAAGAUUAAACUAUAGCUAAUCGCAUGAUUUGUUAAAAAAAAAUUAGAAGCAUUGAGUGAAACAACACAUCAGAGCUCUUUUCAGUGUAGGUAUCCUUUAAGAUCAGCAGGAAUUUAAAAGCAUUUUUUUUUCAAAUGAAACUUUUCUUUCAUACAGCUCUUUGCAUCUUGUCAUUAAAGCAUGCAAAAUAUAGUGAUAUAGUAAAAGAUACAUUUUUAAAAAAAUACCGUUAAGUAUUCAGGAAGUUUUGCAACACUGUGAAUCUGAUUGUUUGUAUUUGAAAAACAAAAAUAAGUUAUUCCCUACCCAGUUAGUCAUGUUGCUGAGGGUAAAAAUUGAAAGGCUGUGUAUGCAUUAGUGCAUAUCAGCACAGAGAACUGAUACAGUAGCAAAGGCAUUCCUCUGGCGAGAGUAGGUCUGGUAACGGGAUGCUGUUCAUAUAGUGAUGUAGCCCAUUCCCUCUAGUCUUCCAAAAGCCAGUGCUGUUAUGACAUUAAAAUGUAAGUUGACAGUAUUUUCUGCUCGAUAGUGUGUUUACAAAGAUAAAGCAGUGAAAGGCACGAGGCCUCUUCAUUGCUCCCAUGCCUGGACCUCGAUCCCCAAUCUAUUGGCAGGUGAAGGCCCGUGCCAGCAAGCUACAGUAGUGAGAAGAAACUACGCAGUCAUCUGUUAGGAUACUCCCUGAGUACUUGCAGCUAGGACUGCCUGGAACAUGGCUCUUAGUGUACUAACAUAAAGACAAAGAGAGAAACAAGGCCUGAGUUAUGGAUUAGGAAUUGUAAUAGGAUACACUGUCAGUGGCUUCUAGAGCUCAGUAUUCCUAUUAACCAAGACCAGCUCUGUUAAGAAACUUAAUUUUAGGACUUGGAUCAUAUUGGCCCUUUAGCAAUACCAUGUUUGUGUUAUUUGUAAUGCAUUUUAUUUUUGCAAUUCAAUUUACCAGCGGCCUUUUUAUUCAAUUCCAUAUUUUCAUAUUUUCAAAAGCCUUAGAUUUUCUCUCUAACAGCUGUUGAGGUAAAGCAACUAAGAAAGGCGGCGAUUCUACAAAAAGUUAUAUUUUUAUUCCUUAUUCCAUAUCAAGGAUUCUGGGCCAUGUCCUCCCUGCUACCUGCCUGGUUGUGCGUUAAAGCAGCGUUUGUAGUUAAUUAGAAAUAUUGACAAGUUCAGUGUUUUUUUACAGACCUGUGACUGUAGCUUUUUCUUCUAUACCUUUUCCUGCUGUACAUGUUGAUAAAGAAAAAUGAACAUGCUGCUAAAUAUUGGGUCUCACUUGUUAAACUGACAGCAUUUUACCCAUGCUGUCACACUUGGCAAGCAAUGCUAUAUGGAGAACUAGUGGUACACUGCUGUCAGACAAGACACAGAAACGCUGUGACUAAUCUUACUCAAGUAAACUAUCUGCUUUUUGUA